AAACCCGACAAGAACCCUGUCGUUGCCGAAAAACAAAUUGCAGCAAUUCAUGUUCUUGCAGAAAAAGAAAUUUAUUAUGCCCAAAAAAAUGCGGGAAAUGCAAAAACUUUUAAUUACAUGG
This is a messenger RNA of Ambispora leptoticha, 121 nucleotides long. NCBI's taxonomy places the organism in Eukaryota, Fungi, Glomeromycota, Glomeromycetes, Archaeosporales, Ambisporaceae. The record is from the annotation of a GenBank genome assembly.